GAAAGGGAUGCACUCAGAAAGCAUGGAUGUGUCACCUCAUGGGGUUCGCGCACUCUGGAGAAAGGCCCGAGGCUAUCCAAUGUCAGAUUCGGCCAGGCACAGCCUGGCCGUCCAGUUGGGCGACCAGUUGCUGGAACCUGCUGAUGUGGCUUUGUGGGAGGAGGUCGCGGAUGAUGACUCGGUCCCUUUAGAAUUUCUGUUCGCCGGCGCCAACGAUGGCGAUCAGCUGGCAGAAGUUUUGCAGAGGGUGGUCGAAGACAGACUGCAGGACGAGAGGCGCGCAGAGUUUCGCCGGCACCUGAAGCAGCGCCAGGAGUCAGCGCUCCGGCGGCGCAAGGCCAGUGCGGCCGAGGAGGGCGAUGCCAAGGAGGAGAAGUGGCGGAGCUACUUGCAGAAGCCCGCUGUGGAGGCAAACUUCCAAGUUCACGCGGUCUUUGAUGCAGGGACACGGAUGAGGAAGGUGCUCGGGUGCCGGGUCUCCAUGUCCGCGGAGGCAGCCCGUGACUUGGGGAAGAUCUGCUUCCGCCAUGUCUUCGAGAGUGACGACGAGGAGAAAGACAGGCUUCAAGCUCUCAAGUGGUACGAGGAUCCUUUCCUUUCCUGCUUCUAUGGCUGUUCCUGCGUGCUGACGGUGGUGGUGGUUCUCUGGCUUUGCAUGCUGCUGCCAGCUGUGGUGCGGCGCUUCUGAGCCACCUCCGAACUGGUUAAUGUGACCCGACCGCGAAAUCGCGGGCUUGCUUCAGGAUUUUCGGCAUUUUCCGGCUAUAUGUGGCCGCCCCCUAUGUAUAUUCUCGGUGGACUCGCGGAGUUCCCUAUAUUCCUCUUCUUCAACUCAACAUCGCGGCACUGGCCACUUUGACUUGAAUGCUUGCGAACCAUGUUGAAUGCUC
This is a messenger RNA of Effrenium voratum, 890 nucleotides long. The record is from the annotation of a GenBank genome assembly. Lineage: Eukaryota; Dinophyceae; Suessiales; Symbiodiniaceae.